Messenger RNA from Saprolegnia diclina VS20, 714 nucleotides. RefSeq lists its product as hypothetical. The record is from RefSeq and is a predicted model, not a curated record. The coding region runs from base 14 to 670 and encodes 218 amino acids. The transcript has a single exon. Gene Ontology annotation, molecular function: tRNA 2'-phosphotransferase activity. Gene Ontology annotation, biological process: tRNA splicing, via endonucleolytic cleavage and ligation. Lineage: Eukaryota; Oomycota; Saprolegniomycetes; Saprolegniales; Saprolegniaceae.
UCCAUCGGCAUCAAUGGCGCUCAGCUCCGACGACGUCCGGUUCUCCAAGCGGCUGACGUACGUACUGCGCCAUGGCGCCGUGAACCUCAAGCUCCCGAUCUCGGCCGAUGGCUACGUGCCGCUGAGCGCGAUCUUUGCCAUGCGCGACUUUAAGAAGUUCGCGCUCGCCGACCUCGAGCGUGUCGUCGCGCUGGACUCGAAGCAGCGCUUCUCGCUCGACAUGAAUGACGCCGAUAGCAGCCAGUGGCGCAUCCGCGCCAACCAGGGCCACUCGAUUCCAGUUGUCCUCGACACGGAGCUGCUGACGCCCAUCCAACCGGACGAGGCCAUCGGCCUCGUGUGCAUCCACGGAACGUACCUUCGCCAUUGGGAGGCCAUCUUCCACCAAGGCCUCUGCCGCAUGAAGCGCAACCACAUUCACUUUGCCGCUGGCGAUGUGGGUGCGAACGAGGUCAUUAGCGGCAUGCGCACGUCCGUCCAGCUCAAGAUCUACGUCGACGUUGCCAAGGUGCUGGCGGAUGGCAUUCCGUUUUUCCGCUCAGCCAACAACGUCCUCUUGUGUGCUGGUGCUGGCGAAAAGGGUCUUCUCGAUCGCCGCUACUUUAGCAAGGUCGUCCGCGUGCAAGAUGCGGCAGUGCUGUACACGCCGGCCAUGGACGACGACGCAUAAAGUUAACGCUUCUCAACUACAUGUCACCUCUAUUAUGAACGCAA